Porites lobata is the source of this 2886-nucleotide messenger RNA. The record is from the annotation of a GenBank genome assembly. NCBI's taxonomy places the organism in Eukaryota, Metazoa, Cnidaria, Anthozoa, Scleractinia, Poritidae.
AUGGCGGAGGACCACUGGUAUCCUGACAGUGAUGAGGAGGAAGAAGCUCUAUUAAACCGCGCUUAUGACCAGUGGGAACAAUUGGGCGGAGCCGUUCCCGCUCGAGGCCCUCUCUUCCAAUUUAUCAUGCAACCUAUUGGUCGACGACGCCGCUGGCGUAAUGUAGUGGAACGUGCACAAUUCAAUGCGCAAUUGCGUCAAUUGAGGGAUCCUGGUCCUGGAGACAAUAUUGGGAUGGCGCUUACGGAAGCCUUGCAUCAAGCCAUUGAAACGGAACUCGACCGCGAGCAGCGACCCGCCCAUCAUUUUGUGAACUUUGCUAUUACAGCGCAUGGGUUCAUCCACGCGUAUCAAACCGCCAAUUUUACUGUGGGAGAAUUUUUACAACGCACGGCUCGUUUGGAUGAGAUGUUGGCCACCUUGGCCGGAAAAUUGAACAGCAAUGAAGCCUUCAACCCCGAUCGUGGGUUCCAAGUGGAUGUAGUGUUUGUCUCCAUGCCUGGCCCAGGGUCUGGUCGACAUAAACAACGCAAUGCCGGCCGUUUAUGUUUGGAUCGAGUCAACAAAAAAAAGAGAUGCAUUGUCACCAUCAAAAAUAGAGAUACUUUAUGUUGUGCCCGCGCCAUUGUCACCAUGCGUGCUCAUUGCCAUAAAGAUCAAGGCGUGGAUGGGUUUCGCGACUGGGAGAAUCUCAAACGUGGACUUCCGGUGCAACAACGUCAAGCCCAGGCUCUUCAUCAGCAAGCGGGUGUGGCUGAGGGUCCCUGUGGCAUCCCCGAGCUUCGUCAGUUUCAACAAGCGUUGGGAUCUCACUAUCAACUCUUGGUGAUGACCCGGAUGAAACCGUUCUUUUUAAUUUUCAAAGGCCCCGCCGCCCCUCAUCAGAUUCGUUUACUGAAAUCUAAUGAUCAUUUUGAUGGUUGCACGUCCUUUCCCGCGUUUGUCAAUCGCUCCUAUUAUUGCCUGGACUGUGAACGAGGGUUCAACACCGAUGAUCGAUCCCAUCAUACUUGUCAAGGGAGACGUUGCUCCGCGUGUGGACGUUUUGAUUGUCCGGAGUAUGUGGUUGGCACCCGCCCCACCGAGUAUUGCAGUCUGUGUCACCGCAAGUUUUACGGUCAUCAAUGUAAACGUUAUCAUGAAGUCAGCCACCAAUGUCAAUCGAUCAAAUGCUGUACCAAGUGUCAAGCCCAAUACACAGUCGUCCACCACCAACGUCAUCAGUGCGGGUACGCCAAAUGUUCUGUGUGUCAGGAAUGGGUGUCUAUUCAAGACCACAAGUGUUACAUUCAGCCUGCGGUAGAGCCAGAGGAGACUGAACCGACAGAGGAGGGGGGAGGUCGCAUGGUGGCGCCACCCCCUCCCCUGUUUGUUUAUGCAGAUUUCGAAGCCAUGCAGAAUGCAGAAGGGGUGUUUGUGGCUAAUUUACUGUGUUAUUCGUCCAGUGUCGAAACCACCAUCCAUGUAUUGGACGGGGAGGACUGUGCCCUCCAAUUUUUGCGUGAUUUGGAUGAUCUCACAGACGUGCCUGACUGUGAAGAUCAGCGGGAGAUUCUCGUGGUGUUUCAUAAUUUAAAAGGCUUCGAUGGCAUGUUCAUUCUCCAUGAAUUGUACCAGCAACAACGCGUGGUGGAGGAUCAACUGACUGUGGGAGCUAAAGUGUUGUCGUUCAAGAGUGGACCCCUCAAAUUCAUUGACUCGUUAUGUUUCUUGCCUAUGCCGCUGGCCUCUUUUCCUAGUACCUUUAAUUUAACCGAAUUAAAGAAAGGUUUUUUUCCUCACUUGUUCAAUACCCCCGAUCAUCAACAGUAUGUGGGUCGCAUCCCUGAUCUGGAAUUUUACGAUCCUGACGGCAUGAUGACCAAAAAGAAAGACGAACUGACCCGUUGGCAUGCCGAUCAAGUCCGUCGUAAUGUCGCGUUUAAUUUCCAGCAAGACAUGAUUGACUAUUGCAAAUCGGAUGUAGCUCUCUUGAAAGCGGGGUGUGAAGCCUUUCAAGAGGAAUUCGAACAGCAGGCUGGCUUCAACCCCAUGGCCAAGUGUAUCACCAUUGCCAGUGCCUGCAACUUGUAUUGGCGCAAGCAUCAUUUGACCCCCGAUACCAUUGCGGUGGAACCUCUGGCGGGUUGGCGAGGGGCCCAAGUCAAUCAAUCCCUCAAAGCCCUGCAAUGGCUCUAUUAUCAAGAACAUCUCCUUCCCAAAGAGGGGGCUAGUGCUGACCGCAUUCGUCACGUCCGAAACGGGGGCGAACAGUCGAUCCGAACCAGCGCCCAUCAUUAUUUUGUGGAUGGCUACGAUCCUGUGACCCGCACUGUCUACGAAUUUCAUGGAUGUCUCUAUCAUGGCUGUCCCCGUUGUUAUCCCGUGAGAACCGCCAAACAUUAUGCCACACCGGAUCGAACCGUGGAGGAACUCUAUCAAGCCACGCUCGCCAAACGCACGAUCUUGCUCCGAGCAGGCCAUACAGUCCUUGAAAUGUGGGAGUGUGAAUGGGACCAAUUGGUGGACACCGAUGAAACCGUCCAACGGUUUCUCCAUUCCUUCGAUCUGGCAGCACCCUUAGAACCCCGUGAAGCCUUCUUUGGGGGCCGAACCGGUGCGGUGGCUUUGCAUGCUGUGGCUGGAGAAGGUGAGGAAAUACGCUAUGUGGAUGUGACCUCCCUGUAUCCAUGGGUCAACAAAAAUUGUCCCUAUCCCAUCGGACAUCCACGGAUCAUCACGCAACCCACUGACCAGUCCCUGAGUCCUACUUUGGUGUCGCCACCGUGGAUAUUCUUCCUCCCAUUGGUUUAUUCCACCCUGUUCUACCCGUGCGCAGCGGAAACAAGCUCACGUUUCCUCUCUGCCGCGCCUGUGUUCAGACCGAGCAGGCCCAACCCAUGUUGA